UUUUGAUAAUUCUUAAAAAAAAAGAAAUAAAAAAAAAACAAAAUCAAAACCACCCUACUGCCACAACAAAGAACAACCACAACAUCACCACCAAACGCCAGCAACACCUCCAAGCACAGCACCACCCCUACACUGCCGGCGGCUGGCAGCCGGUGCCCAACCCAUUCUCCUGACUUCGACGACCUCCCUCCCUUUCCGCCACCCUCCAUGACACCACUCAACGCCCCAUUAUGAUUUUGCUUGUUCGAAUUGGUGGCUGCCGGUGGGCGGGGUUCUGUAGCGCGAGGGGUUGUGAGUUGGUGGCGCUAGUACUGGGCAGCAGAGGGUUGUGUUUAUUAUUUAAUUAUUUUAUUUUUAAUUAAUGUUGUGUUGUGUUUUUGUUUGGAGAUCAAUUCACUGAGGAAGUUACUAUUCAGAUUCAUAAGCAAUUUGUUGCAAACUUUGCGUAGUUAUAGAUUUGGAGGUAAUUAAGAUGGUGCCCAAUUCAAUUUAUCGGGUGCAGGUUGGAAUGUAGGAUGAGAAAAUAGAGGGGUAGACAUUUGGUUAUUGAAGUAUAGAUAAAAUGAAUUUGACACAACAAGAAGUAUAGAUUUUGUUGGUGGUUAGAUCAAGGGCCUCAAGGCAGUAGUAGAGGUUCUGGAAGUAGAAAUGGAGAAUAACUGACAAAGAUGGAAGGAGUAGAAUGUGCAAUUCAGGAGAAGACGAGAAGUAUUGGGUAAAGCCAAGAGUAGCAAAGGCACUCAAUGCUUCUGAGUUUGGUAAAGAUGGUGGUGUUUUGAAGCAUAUGAGUAAGGUGAUUUGUUUUGGAGAUAGGAGAGAUGGUUUUGGGCGGCGUCGGUAUAAGUGGUGGCUGGUGGGGGUUUAAGGAUGUACCGAUUUCAAGGGUGGGGGUCUUGGAGGGUGCCGGAAUCCGAGUGGGGGUUUUGGGCGUGUUUGGUUCCGGUGGGGGUUUUCGGGUGGGGAUUGGCCGGUUUCGGGUGGGUUGUGGCCGGAAAUACAAGGUGGCUGGAAAGAGAGGUGAAGAGGAGGGUGGCCGGAUUUAAUGGAGGAGGGGUUGGCAGUGGGGUUAGGGGAGGUUUGAGUUUUAUUUAUUUAUUUUUUUUUUUUAUUUAAUUUUAUUUAUUUUGUUAAUCUAAAAAAAAUAAUUAAAGGAAAAUAAAUAAAAUGACCGGUUGUUCAGGUUAUAGGUCAGUUGGUUUUAUUACGAGAGAAAAAAAUACAAACUUGUGUUUAUUUGGGCUGAUUUAAAGGUUGGUUCGUUACGGGAGAAUGGGGCAAAGGUUGGUUCGUUACGGGAGAAUGGGGCAAAGGUUGAUUUAUUGUUGUUAAAUUUUUCAAAAAAAAAAAGAAAGAGAUAGACUAUAGUAUACUCCUACAGUCCUACACGAGUACUCCUUAGUGGCUUAAUAAAGUAAAGUGAAGAAGAGAAGAGCUGAAGAAGUGGGAGAUGAUAAAAACUCCAAUUCAGCAAUGUAUCUUUGAGUCCCGGCGACCAAAUACUAGUUCGCUCAGGUGCGCAGUUCUUGGUGCCGGCUUUGCUGGGUUGUCAGUGGCGUGGCAUUUGCUAUUCCACAGCCCCAAAGAAUUCAAAGUACAAGUUGACAUUUUUGAUGAUGUUGGCAUUGCUGGCGGCGCUUCUGGAGUUGAUGGAGGCCUCGUUCACCCCUAUUCUCCUAAAAUCAAGCCUCUUUGGAGGGCUGAUGAAUGCUGGACAGAGUUUUUGAAUCUUCUUAAUGUUGCUGAAGCCGCCGCCGCAGCAGCUUCUACUGAUGACUUCAUUGUCAGGAGAACGGGCAUAUUGAGGCCACCUGUUAAUCACAAGAUAUUGGAUGUCAUGCACCAGAAUGCUCUCACUAGUCUACCAACUUGUCCAAUACAGACCCUUGAUGGAGCUGCUGCAAGGGACCUUAUACCAAAUUUAUGUACCCCUUUAAACACAGCCUUCUUUAUGCCUCUAGCUGUCAAUCUUAAUCCCCGCAACUAUCUUAAGGCACUUUUUCUCGCAACUCAACAUUUGGUCAACAAAAUCUCGUCAAUAGGCUUCCCUACCAAGGAAAUAACUUUGCAAAACAAACUUGUAGCUUCACUAAGUCAACUGGGAGAUGAAUAUGAUGCGGUCAUAGUUUGUCUUGGUGCUAGAGUUGACAUGCUGCCUGAGCUAUCUGGAAUGCUUCCUUUAAGGACAUGCAGAGGCAUUGUUGCACACCUUCAGUUGCAUGAUUCCUUGUGGUCUGUUCAGGUCCAAACCCGGAUCGGACCUGAUUUCAGGUCUGACUCGGAACUGGACCUGUUGAAUCAGGUCUGGUCUCCGGUCCUCAAAAUUCACCAAUUCAGGUCCCGAUCCAAACAGGUCCGGUCUAGGUCCGGUCCGGUUUUGGACCGGUGUACACCCCUAACGACAAAGAUGACUCCGUUCAAAAUCGAGUAUGGAAGGGAUCCCCCGAAAUUGUGGCGUAUGGGGGAAACAAUGGUCCGCUGUUUGAAGGAGAGCUUGAAGGAAAGGGAUGGCAUCCUAGAUGAAUUGUGGAUGAACGUCAAUCGUGCCCCGCAGGCGAUGAAAAACAAUGUGGAUAAACAGAGAAGGGAGGAGAACUUCGAGGUGGGCGAAAAGGUUUUCUUGAGGCUGCAACCGUACAGACAGAAAUUUCUCGUGAAAUGGCCCUAAGUUGGCAUCCCGGUUUUAUGGCCCUUUCGAGCGAAUUGGCCGGGUAGCUUACAAACUCCAGCUACCAGUGGAUUGCAAAAUUCAUCCCGUUUUCCAUGUGUCUCAACUCAAGAGAGCGUUAGGUAACCUCCAAAGUCAUCCACCAUUCCCACACUCACCCGAGUUGGAGCUUUUGGUCGAACCGGAAGAGCUCCUGGAUAUGCGGCCGAGAAAGAAGGGAUCUUCCCUCAUCCUCAAAGUUUUGCUCGCCUAGAAUGGGCUGCCGGAAUAUGAAGCUACAUGGGAGGAGUUCGAAGCGGUCAAUCUGAGGUUUCCCUCCUUCCACCUUGAGGACAAGGUGAAACUCAAAGGGGGGAGUGAUGUUAUGGACUAGGUCAAUGGGGUCAAUAGCCCGAGUCAACCACCUCUAUUGGUGUACACGAGGCGCAAAAAGGGGGACAGCAAGGGUCAAAAGCAUGAGGCAGUAGCAGGAAGCAAUCCUUUGCAACAAGACAGUUAAUUAAAGAGAAGUUAAGGAAGGAAAGCAAUCAACUUCAACUAUGUCUACUGAUGGUUUUUCUUAGUUAGUUAACAUGUCACAUGUAUUCACUUUAGAGCUGACUGUGGUCAUUAGAGGCUUUGAGUAUAAAUAUUGUAGUAUGUUAGAAGUAGAAAUGAUCCAGAUUAUUGAGUGAAACACUUUGUGAGAUUUGUAGCCUUAAGCUUCUAUGAGAAUUAUAGCCUAAAGCUAUACUUAUCUUCUUUAAGCUGUAAUUCGAAUCAUUAAUCAAUUAAGUACUCAAGCUUUGCCUUAAUUUGUGCUUAAUUAAGUGUUAAUUGGCUGUGCGAAAUCUGGUACAUAACACUGUAGAGAAAUGAAAAUUCUAAUUUGUAUGAAUUCAAUUAAUAAUAAUGGAUUAGAAACUGUGGAUACCAAUAAUUUACAAGGGGAAUUGGGUUGAAAGCUGUAGUUAUUUUUUCAAUUAUGAAUACAAAGAUGAUCUAGAUAAAAUUUAUAUUGAAAAUUUAAAGGUUUUCCCUUGUCCUUGAGGCAUCCCACACUCUAUUUUCCAAAUAAAGUGUCUAAAUUCAUCUACUUCAAAAUAUUGCUAAAUGUCCCAUUUUGUUGUUGAAGUUGUAACGGGAUUAUGCAUGUGGAUACGUGUGUAUCAAAUGUUCAUCUCCUUUUUUUUUUCCCAUCAUUUUCAAAGUGAUGCCUUAUCUCUCUUUUUUUUUGGUGGGACGGGUGGUUAUGAAGUUA
This is a messenger RNA of Chenopodium quinoa (quinoa), 3905 nucleotides long. RefSeq lists its product as uncharacterized. Gene Ontology annotation, cellular component: cytoplasm. Gene Ontology annotation, molecular function: oxidoreductase activity. The record is from RefSeq and is a predicted model, not a curated record. Bases 1448 to 2665 code for a protein of 405 amino acids. The transcript has 9 exons. NCBI's taxonomy places the organism in Eukaryota, Viridiplantae, Streptophyta, Magnoliopsida, Caryophyllales, Amaranthaceae.